Molecule: messenger RNA, 2691 nt
Organism: Hippocampus zosterae (dwarf seahorse)
Lineage: Eukaryota; Metazoa; Chordata; Actinopteri; Syngnathiformes; Syngnathidae
Gene: mta1
Product: metastasis associated 1
Exons: 18
Coding region: 198-2084 (628 amino acids)
Biological process (GO): double-strand break repair; negative regulation of transcription by RNA polymerase II; response to ionizing radiation
Cellular component (GO): NuRD complex; nucleoplasm
Molecular function (GO): transcription coactivator activity; transcription corepressor activity; histone deacetylase binding
Source: RefSeq, a predicted model, not a curated record
UCUCUUUAAGGUCUCCAAGGCUGGUCUGUUUCGUAUUGAUCCGGCCACCAUUUUCCAACACACAGCGGCGGCAGCGCAGCUAGCAACACGGCCCACCGACAGCCAGGGAAGCAGGCGACGGGGGAGACAGCGAGCCGACCCACCCUCACGACCCGGAGAGAGGAAGCUUCCUUUCCCUCGGCACCGGCAGGGUAGCCAUGGCGGCCAACAUGUACCGGGUCGGAGAUUAUGUUUAUUUUGAGAACUCGUCCAGUAACCCGCUGCUGAUCAGGAGGAUAGAGGAGUUGAAUAAGACCGCCAAUGGGAACGUGGAGGCCAAAGUGGUGUGCUUCUACCGACGGAGGGACAUCUCCAGCACGCUCAUCGCCCUCGCAGACAAGCACGCCAGGGAGCUGGAGGAGGAGAUGGAGAAUCCCGAGAUGAGCGACCUCCCCGAGAACCAGAAACAUCAGCUCAGACACAGGGAGCUCUUUUUGUCCCGCCAGCUCGAGUCCCUCCCGGCCACGCACAUCAGGGGAAAAUGCUGCGUGACGCUGCUGAACGAGACCGAAGCGCUCAAGUCCUACCUGGACACUGAGGAUGCCUUCUUCUACUCGCUGGUGUACGACCCCCAGCAGAAGACUCUGCUGGCCGACAAGGGCGAGAUCCGGGUGGGCAACAAGUAUCAGGCCGACAUCACCGACUUGCUGAACGAAGGUGAGGAGGAUGCCAGGGACUUGGAGAAACUGGAGGAGAAGAUCUGGGAGCCUAGCAGCUCGCUGACGGAGAAGCAGAUCGACCAGUUUUUGGUGGUCGCUCGGUCGGUGGGUACGUUCGCCCGAGCCUUGGAUUGCAGCAGCUCUGUGCGCCAGCCCAGCCUUCACAUGAGUGCUGCCGCAGCCUCUAGAGACAUCACAUUGUUCCACGCCAUGGACACUCUACACGGCACGGGCUACGACGUGACACGGGCCAUCGCGGCGCUGGUGCCCCAGGGAGGCCCAGUUCUGUGCCGCGACGAGAUGGAGGAGUGGAGCGCCUCCGAGGCCAACCUGUUUGAGGAGGCGCUGGAGAAAUACGGCAAGGACUUCACGGACAUCCAGCAGGAUUUUUUACCCUGGAAGUCGCUGACAAGCAUCAUCGAGUAUUACUACAUGUGGAAGACCACUGACAGAUAUGUGCAGCAGAAACGAUUAAAGGCAGCCGAGGCCGAAAGCAAGUUAAAGCAGGUCUACAUCCCCAACUACAACAAGCCAAACCCCAACCAGCUGAGCAGCAACAACCCAAAGCCGGUGGCCCUGGUCAACGGAGCGGCCGGAGCCGCCGCACCCGGUCCGCCGGGACUGCCGGGUCAAGGCCUGAACCCGAACCCGCCGCCACUUGCGCGGGCCUGUGAAAGCUGCUACACCAACAGUUCCUACCAGUGGUACUCGUGGGGGCCUCCCAACAUGCAGUGUCGCCUCUGCGCCUCCUGCUGGACGUACUGGAAGAAGUACGGCGGGCUGAAGAUGCCCACCAGGCUGGACGGCGAGCGACCCGGCCCCAACCGCAGCAGCAUGAGCCCUCACGGCAUGCCCGUGCGGCACAGCGGCAGCCCCAAGUUCGCCGUCAAGACGCGACAGGCCUUCUACCUGCAGACCAGCGCCCUGACGCGGGUGGCGCGCCGCCUCUGCCAGGACAUCAUCAAGCCCCGCUACUUGGGCCGCCACCCCUACCUCCCAGUCAACACGGCUGCCAUCAAGGCUGAAUGUGCACUGCGGUUGCCGGAGAAAGACCCGGGCAAGCCUUCGCCGCUCAAACCAACAGAACGCAAACCUCUCGAGUCCGUGGUUCGAUACCUUGAAGCACAUCCCCGUCCGGCCAAAGUGGAGGCACCCGCCCGGGGGACGUCCAUCUCCACGGGCAGCCUGACGCCCAUCAAGUCCUCCCCCAUCCUUAACAACGGCUCCCCCACCAUCCUGGGAAAGCGCAGCUAUGAACAGCACAACGGAUUGGAUGGCACUAAAUCCAAAGCCUUGGCCCCCCAGUGGGACAUCAUGGCCAAACGUCUGAGCGACGUGGGCCGGCCCUCGGCUGUCAUGCAGGACGAGGUGCACCAACUGGACUGACGUUCGCACCUGCCAAGUUUGGUUGCCGAGUUCAGCUGGAAGGAGUCGACUGCUUGUUUUUUUUUGUUGUUUUUUUUUCCUCCAGUUGUCCAACUCUUUGUACAGGACUGUUUAUUACUUUCGUCUCUUGUUGUUAUUAUUACAAUGUCAAAAUGUAUGUGUUUUUUUUUGUUCUUUUUUUUUACUGAAUACUAUUCAGUUUCUUGUUCUUCUUUAGUACACAAAUGUUUCAUGAGGAAUGCUUGUGAAGUUUGACAAAAAAAAAAUGCAGAAGGACUGUAACAUAAGCCACUUGCAACUUGUGUGUUGUUAUUUUUUUAACGAGUUAUUAUUCCAAACCCCCCCAUGAGGAGAUGCACUUUUUAUUUCAUGACAUGCGUUAACUCUGUCUUUUUGUUUUUUUGUUUGUUACGUUUGUCAUUUGGAAUUUGAAAAAAAAAAAAGAAAAAAAAAGAAAAUGCUUUACGGGAAUCUUGUGUUUCGCUUGCCGGGCUCUUUGGGCCAAGAGAGGUUUAACUUAUUGAGAAGGACUCGCUGUUUUUUCUACCUUUUUCACAAGUAUUGCAUCUAUGCUUCGAUAAAGUCAUUAAAAAAACAAAAACAUUGA